This is a messenger RNA of Dinoponera quadriceps, 9696 nucleotides long. Its product is annotated as nuclear pore complex protein Nup153-like. The coding region runs from base 218 to 4888 and encodes 1556 amino acids. Gene Ontology annotation, cellular component: nuclear pore. Gene Ontology annotation, molecular function: structural constituent of nuclear pore. The record is from RefSeq and is a predicted model, not a curated record. Gene Ontology annotation, biological process: RNA export from nucleus; protein import into nucleus. The transcript is spliced from 8 exons. NCBI's taxonomy places the organism in Eukaryota, Metazoa, Arthropoda, Insecta, Hymenoptera, Formicidae.
GUGGGCAAGCGCAUCGAGCGUGAUUCGAGAGUGGCCUACUGGCGCCCUGGUGGCGGUCUUUGGGGCCGAGCGCGGCCAUAUUAUCUCUCGUGGCCGUCGUCGCAAAGAAAGCAAGAAGGUGGUGCGGUGCUCGGACAGUGACGUUUUCCCGACGAAGGCGAUGUACGUGGUUGCAGACCCGCGCGUGGCAAUCGUCGAGCAGUGAGCAGCGGCUAGCAUGGCCAAGGGAAGCGGCAAUCCGGCCGGCAAGCAGCCAUCGUCGCGCAACUCGAAGCCCUACGAUGCGAACAACUCGUUUGUAAAAAAAGUGGCGACCAAGGUAACAGAUUUUAUACCCCAACGAUCAUGGAUUAGUAAGUGGUUCAAUACCUCUCAAGGUAGCGAGGAUACGUUAGACGUUAGAGAGAAUCCUGAAGAAUCAGAAUUCAUAGAUGAUGUGCAGCAACCUCCUCCUAGUAAGCGACCGCGUAUUCGUAUGGAUGUGAUUCAUCCACCUGGUACAUUUUUUAUACAACCAAGGAGUAAAAUCGCAUUGAACACGAUUGAUCCCUCUAAGAAGCAAUACUCUGUUCAGAAUGAAACGUCGGAUGAUUUCUUGGAACCUGCAACGGCUGGGCCAAGCGGAAUAGGCCGCUUAAUAUCUUCGACACCUGCGAUACAAGCAGACAUUAGGACCGUGACGUCUCAUAGGUCGGACUUAAAUUCUCCACCAACCAAUAACGGGACAGCAAAUGGGUUGGAUGAUCAUUCGGAAUCAAGCGAAAGCACCAGUGGAUGCAGCUCGCUUACUCCACAAACGAACAGACACGAAGGCCCAUCAAAUUUGCUGCAACAAAUUUAUAAUUCAUCGUUUUCCAGUAGAAAGACACAUAUUGGUGAUAAAUUGACAUUUACUAAUCACUUACAAUCCCCGAGGUCCUUGUUUCUAGAUAGUAAUUCCCGUGAUACUUUAAGCAGUCGUAGACCGAGUUUUAACGCAUCAGUUAUGACAAAUGCGCUAGGUCGCGCAUCUCCUCUGUCCUCCCCUUUUUACAGUGGUAAUACCACUUUCGGGGGUGCAAAUGCGGCAGGCCUUUACAAACGAGGCCGUAACGUUUUUAGCGAUUCAAGUGAGUUGCAACUUAAAGUACCAAGGAGAACGAAUGUUGAGGUUAAACCUUCUAAUACAGUAGAGGUUGAUUCAUCAGGAAUGAGUCAAACUGCCAAGAAAAUAUUGGAAGCAUUAGAACAUUUCUCGUCGCCUAUAUCCGACGCGAAAAGAAUCCCAAUGAGGAACGCGGACAACGCGUCGCCGUUAAUGAGUAGGAAGAGAGCGCGAGAAGAGGCAGCAGCGACUCCAUCCGCCAGGGUCGGUUUGCGUCAUUUGACGCGCGAGUUGACGGUACCAACCGUUCCCGACAUAUUGAAGUUGAGGAGACGACAGAAGUUACAGGACACAACUCUCGCGGCUAGGAAAAUAGUUUCUGCGCGCGGCGAACCACCUCCGCCUGCACAGGAAUAUCACCUGAGAACGGAGGACGACGAUCGAGAAAAGUACCACGGCAAGAUAAGGGGCAAGUCCAAGAUAAAUCUGGAAGAAGAGGAAACAGUGGAACCCGUGAAUUUACCGAACAUACCAUUGCCGAUAUCGACGUUGCCCAACUUCACCUUCACGCUACCUCCUCCUCCGCACACCACAAUCAAGGCUACGACAAGCCAGGAGAGCACGUUCAAGUUCGCCAGUCCGAUUAAAGUGACGGAUGCUGGGAAGAAUUUGCAGUCUUGCAAUCAUUACACUUUCAGCAAUCCGAUCAACGCCGAAGACAACGCGAGCAGCGUUGCAUCUGACUCGAGCUUGCCUCCGAAAACGGAAUACGCAGCGUUCGCCGCAUCUCCCGAGCGUACGGCCGCGUCUAUGCCGAAUUUCAUUUGGUCCGGCUCGUCCACGGCACCUAGGUUGAAGGAAAAGGCGAAGGGCGGCAAGGACGGCACUGUCGAGCUGAAGUCCGGUAGUGUCAUACACGUAUUCUUUCCCAAAUCGAACAACGCGGAGUCCAACGCGGGGGGAGUAUUUCCUGAAAUCGCUCACACCGACAAGACGUCCGGCUUCAACACGGAUGUGAAGAGCGCGCGCGACGCCGAUCCCUUCGGCUCGGUCAGCAGCACCGCGACGCCUGCAUCCAAUUGGGAGUGUAGUGAAUGCCUGAUCAGGAACAGUGGCUCGGACAAACAGUGCAUCGCGUGUAAGGCUGCCCGGGCCAACCCCAACGAUAAAGUCCCGGCGCCUCCGUCGACGGCCGACACGGUCGCGAAAGCGAAGCCAGUCGCGAACAAGGACUGCUUCGGCUCUCAUUUCAAGCUGUCCACCAACGAAUGGGAAUGCGCAGCUUGCUACGUGAGGAACAAGCAGAACGACGUCAACUGCGUGGCGUGCACUGCCGCGAAACCAGGCGACAAGCCCGCCGCACAACAGACGGUGCCGGCCAAGUGUCAGAAAUCCGAUCUGAUGGAGAAGUUCAAGCCGGCCGAGGGCUCGUGGGAGUGCUCCGGCUGCUUGCUGAGAAACAACGCGAACGUCAUCACGUGUCCCUGCUGCAACACAUCCAAGCCCACUCCGAUGAAAGUGAGCUCGGCCAAGACGGACGCUGCCGUGGAGUCUUCCGCUCCGAAGCUGACUGCCGCGGAGGGUGCGCCGACGGAAGCCGGCAAUUCCGACUUAAUGAACAAAUUCAAGGAUUCCUGGGAGUGUCCUGGGUGUCUCGUAACAAACAGCGGCUCCCUCGGCACCUGCCUGUACUGCUAUACCGCUAAGCCUGGCGGCGGCCCAAGCAAGCCGGAGCAAGCGUCGACAACCAACGGUUUCGGGGACAAGUUCAAGAAGCCCGAGGGCGCGUGGAUCUGCGACUCCUGCCUGUUGCAGAACAACGCGAAGCACACGGAGUGCGUGGCCUGCCAGGCUGCGAAGCCCGGCACCGCAAAGCCGAGCGAACCCGCGUCCAGCACCGGCGGCUCGACCUUGCAGUUCAAGUUCACCGUGCCGCCCAGCAGCGGAGGAUUCAAGUUCGGCAUAGACAAAGCCGACAGCCAAGCCAAACCCGACACCGCGUCGCCCUUGAACGGAUUCAAGUUCGGCAACGUGCAGCAGAACAGCGGCACGGCGCAGUUCACCUUCGGCAUUCCCAAGGAAGAGACCAAGACCGGCGUCGUAACGUCCUCCGGCGGUAGCGGGUUCCAAUUCAGCGUGAAAGCCGACAAAACCGACGCUAAAGCGGAUCAGGAGGCGAAAGAUUCGCCCUUCGGCGCGCCGAAGAGCGACGGUUCGUCGAGCAAGCAACAACCGUUCGCCAGCAGCGGCGUGCCAAGCCCGGCUCCUUCUUUCACGUUCGGCGGCCAGAAGACGGUGUUUAGCCAGCCUUCCUCGAACAAGCAGAAGGCUCCCCUCGCGACGACCGCCGCGGCAGAAAGCCCCAAGGCAACGGUGGCAGCGGGUGAAUCAACAGCGAUCAGCGGGGCGACCCUGCCGCCGUUAGCAACACCGUUAGCCAAGCAAGACUACGCGUCGCAAAGCGACGCGAGACCGAUCUUCUCGUUCGGCGUACCGAGCAGUACGAGUGCUGCCAACAGCAACACUUCCACCGCCAGUACAACGACCACUUGUCUUCCAACUUUUGCUCAACCUUCUCUGACAUUCUCCGACUCGCCGAAGACGACACCUCAGGCAGCGGUGCCGAGCUUCGGCCAGGCCGCGACGUCGUCUCCGGCGAGCCUGCCGUUCGGCGAGAGCAAGAUAGCCGAGGCGACUCCUCCGCCAUCCUCCGACAAAGCCUCCGUGACCGACGCACCGGCCUUCCCGAUCGUCUCGAGCUCCACGUCGUUGUUCAACAGUAACGACUCGAAGGCGCCGAUUACGUUCGGACAGGCGGACAAGCCGACGGUGUUCAGUGCCGGCACCGAGAGCACCGGCGCUGGCAAGCCGCCGGCCUACUCGGCGCCCGAGACAAAGAUCCCGGUGUUCAGCGCCGGCACCGAGAGCAAGUCGAUCUUCGGCACGCAGGAGACGAAGUUACCCGUGUUCGGCAGCGGCGAGAAGACGGCGUCUGUAUUCAACUCGCCCGGGCAAGCAGCACCUACGGUGAUGGGUGGCCGGUUCGACUCGACCAGCUCUAUUAUCCUGCCCUUCGGCUCGUCCAACAGCUCGACCUUCGACAACAACGCCGGCACGCCCGCAUUCGGCGACACUACGGCGCCCGGCAUGUUCUCCUCCACCAAGGACGAGAGCAACGCGUCGACCUUGGCGCCUAUACCCGCGUUCGGCUCGAACCAGUCGGCGCCGCAGCAGCAGCCGGCGAGCAGCGCCGGCUUCAACUUCUCCGCGAACACCAAUCCGCCGAAGUCGGGCGCGAAGCAGCAGCAGCCGCUCUUCGUGUUCGGCGGCGCCAAUUCGAACGCACCGUCGAGCAGCGGUAUAUUCGGCAACAACACCUUCGCCAGCCUGGCACCGACGAAUACUGCCAAUUUCACGUUCAACACGUUCAAGCAGCAAGAGACACCGCCGCCGUUCAGACAGACUUCAGUGGCGACCCCGAUGUUCGGCGCCAAUCCGCAGACUCAAGCGACGCCGUCGUUCCUGUCCACCUCCUCACGCAAUGCGGGAUUCAACUUCGGACCCACCGCCCCGCCACCAGCACCGUCGAGAGGCUUCUUCGGUGGCAUGUCACCCACGUCCGCACCGAUUGGAAGAUUCAACUUCAAUCCUCCCGCUUCUGCUCCCACAGUGGCUUUCGACCCCAACAGCCGGCCUUCGUUCAACUUCACGAAAGGAAGCGCGCCGACCGCAUUCAACGCACCGCCUCAACCAGCGACUGCGCCGCGGAAAAUCAAAAAAGCGUAUCGACGAUGCUUGCGGUAGAGAGAAAGAGAGAGAGAGUGAGAGAGAGAGAGAGAGAGAGAGAGAGAGAGAGAGAGAGAGAGAGAGAGCAUAUAACGUACAAGAUUCGCGCAUGUAUUCUGGUGCGUCUUUACAUCUAUCUAUGCAUCCGUGUAUCUGGACGUGUCUCCCCGUUAUGUCUCUCCGUCUUAGGUGGUACAAUGGAAAACUGUCACACACAACACGUCAAUCUCGAUCGCAUCAAUGUGGUGGUAUACCAAGCAUCUUUGUAAUAUAGUAUAAUCCGCUAACCGAACAUGCUUGCGUACAGCCACUUGUGUUCUACAGGAACUGUAAAUUAUAAAUUAUUUAAAUUAUACAGUAAUAAUGAAUAAUAUACACAUGUGAAAUUGGCAUGAAGCCAGAAAUAUAAUGCCGUGAUGCAGUUGCAUUACUGAGACCUUAUCCCAAAAGCAGACGCGAUACGUAUGUACACCGACAUGACGUACUCGAGAUAACACACACAUAUUUGCCGAAGUCGGAAAGUACCUCGAUUAAGAAAAAAAAUAAUGAGCACUUACGUGCAAUCGAAGACAAAGGGAAAAAAAUAGUGGGAGAUUGACACCCCGCUCAGGUAAGUAUAAGUCAGUUGCAGCUCGUAGCAUUGUUGCUCGCAAGUGUGAACGUCGACGAUUUGAAGAGGGUACAACUCGGAAGUGUUACAGUUACAUAAACGUGUAAUAAUAAUUCUUGAGCCUCACCUACAGGGCAGGUUAAAUGGGAAUAUCGAAAUUUCUUCGAUCGCAAUCGGAUCCUGCGAACCGAUUUUCUUGAGAGAAAGCAUCUUGAUUAAAGUGGUAAACGCGGUAAAAGAAGAGCGGGAAGAAAACGAAUCCUUAAUCUAAAAAUAAUUCACUUAGCACGUCUUCAGAACGUUAAUUGAGUUGUCUUGAGAUUGGGAAUUUGUACUAUAAUCAUAUUUGUCCCUUUAAAUCAUAUCAUAUUAUUAGUUACAUUAAAGAGACGAAUAUGAUAAUAGGGGGAAAAAAAUUAUCGACCACAAAAUAAUUGCACACUAUAAUGUAUAAUUUCGCUUUUUUUGUGCACAUAUUUUUUGUACAUAUAUAUAGAUAUGUGUGUGUGAUGUAUUCUUUUUCGUUUAAUAACUGAUUUCGCUUUAUUAUUCAAGAAAGACAUUACAUGAUUCCGCACGUAAUCGAAUGAUCAUCUCGACGAGUUCGUGACAAAAAAGAAAGUCAGCCUAAGAUACUUGUGUGACAUCGUGACAUUGCGAGCGUUGUGAACUGACUGUAUAUCAAUAAAGUCCCACUACGUAUAUAGACAUUAAUUAUAUUUUAAUUAGAAUUCCGUGGGCAGCCCUACAAUCUUUGUAGAACUAGUCCAGGAAAAGUGUAAUAUACACAAAAAUGGCAUUCGGAUAGUACAAACUGACGAUUACUGAACGUUUCCAUUGAGUAGUCGAAAUUGUAUAUUUUUUUUAUAUAUCGAAUGAAAUAAUCCUAUAAGAGAAUAUAUACUGAAUGCCAUUUUAAUAGGAUUAAAUUAUAAUAAUGUUGUGUGUUUUAUCAUAGAGAGUGAGUGAGAUCAAUUUGAAAAGUAUGUUGAAUGGAAGUAAAUUAUUAGGGGGCUUCUAAAAAGUUUCUUUCCGAUAUCCGCCGCUACGGAUAUAAAUACUUCUUCUUACAAGUUUCUGGUAAUAAUUGUUUUCUUCAUUUGCUGCAUGGAAGAAAUCGCUCUCUGGUCUGUCUUACAAUUUUUGGUUCAAACUUUUGCUCCUGAUUUUCGACAUGAUACAAUUCGACGGAAUAAUUAUUUCUAUAAUUACUCUAUUCGUAAUUGAUAUUAAUUUGUGCAGCUUGAGUCACCGGGAAACCGAGCUGCAGCUGAAAUACUGUAAAUUAUUCUUUUUAGAAGCCCCUAUAAAGGCGGAAAGUAGUUAGAUGACGUGUAUUAAUGAUUAACGAAUCAUUAUUGAAUCAUACACGUCUUAUUUAAGAUUAGGAUAGUUGUCUAUAAUGUUGGCUUAAACUCGACAGUAGCCAAGAAUAACUCGGCACAUGACCCAUCUUCUGCCAUAGUAGACACUUAGGUACAAAACACUUUGUUAGGCAUUGUUGCUUAUCCGUUGUUGUGUAAUAUUUACGUUAAGUAAGCGUUAAGAGAUAUUUUUUCUUUUCUUUUUUUUUUUUAAGUUCUGUACACAUUAUUGCAAGACAAAAAUCCAUAUAAUUUAGUUUCCAUGUUGAACACUUAUAUUUUUAACAUUGUCAAAAUACCCUUUGUAGGUAUAUUUCUCAUUUAAGAUGUAAACAGUGUGUUGAUUAAAUACGUAACGCUAGCGUAUGGGUGAUUUGAAGAAAAAAAAAAAAACUCUGUGAUGCAGGCAUACGCGAAUGCUAAUUGAGCGUAUGCCGACAAAUAGCGCCGACUUUAAAAAUUAAUUCGCAUAGAUGAAAUUACUUUAGUUCUUAAGCAAGGCCCAUACCCGAAAACCUACAAAGGAUCUUUUGGACGUAACUGUGUAAUCGACGAAACUUUGUUUUAUGCGAUUUGCGAGGAAAAGAACACGAAGAAAAAGAAAAAAAAUUAAUGGUAAAGGGAGGCUGCGCUGAGAUAUUGUCUGUGCUGCUGUCUUACACUGUGAACAUUCUCUGUUGAGGCUGUGUCGUCCAUUUGUCUAUGAAUAGACAAAUUUCCAAAUUAAUCGAUAUAUCGAGAGAGAGAGAGUACUGCCUGCUGAGGGCAGUAUCUUUGUAUUAAAUUUCGUAUAUGGCCUUACCGACAUACAUAAUGAACAUGUAACGUAGAUGUAUUAACGACUGUAAAGCAAAUCGUAUUGGAGUUGUUUUGUAGCAUUUUGUAUACUCUCCAUUGUAAUAUGUUCGCAUAAACGUCUGAAGAGCACUGCAUUAAAAAUGUUCAACAUCAAUAGAUUUGUAACAUCCGAUGACUGACAGUUUCUUUUUUUUUUUUUUUUUAUAUAAUAUUUUUCCAUGCACACGUUUUACUUAUGUAACGAAAAAUCAUUGGAGUGUAAUGUUAUAUGUAAAAGCGCAGGUAUAUGUAUAUAUAAUAUUACUCGCGCGGGCAUACAAGAUAUUAUUAUAAACUCAUUCUUUUACCUAAAAUUAAGGGCAUCUCUUUUACGUACGUUAACGGAAACGUCGAGGUUUACGAGACUCGUCUCCAUGCGACAUUUGUUUCUACGAGCCAUGGGAUGUUACAAUAUGUCAAAUGUUCCGAGGCCUUAUUAUAAUCUUAGUCCAUUGGAGAAAUUAUGCAUCGUACUGAAUUUUUCUGAAUAUCUGUAACAAUUCUAUCGAGAAUGAUGUAUUAAGCAAUUAUCUAACGAAGUUCAGAAAUGUGGGAGUUUGUUAUGAAAUAAAUCCAAUGACUGACUGUAAUUAAAUAAAAUGUACAUGGGAGAAUGUUCACUGUAUGCUUCAGGUGCUAUGAGGAUGUCGGUACGUCCUCAUACAUAUGAUGUAACGUUAGUUAAUAUUAGAAGAAGAUAUAAAAAAAUACCAAUCGGUGUUUCUCAACCGAUGAAUCAACAGAACAAAAUUCAAGAGAUGUUUGUGUAGUAGUAUAUAUGAAAUGCGCAACACAUACAAGGAAGGGCCAUCUUUAUUCGCACAAGGAUCGACGAAAUACGCUUAAUGACGAUUGAAUAAUAUUCGUUCUUUGACGCACCGAAAGUGUAUUUAUACGUGAAAUCCGUAAGCCGCAAUUUCUUCCUUUAGAUACAUUAUUAUGAAAUACCUCUGAUUUCGCAGAAUAUGUAGAUAAGACAUCAAUAAUACUCGCAAUAAAAAUGAUAAUCUAUGUAAAGGGAAAAAUGGAAUUCUUUUGUGGACCAGAAGCGCAAGGAACAAUUGUAUCUCAAUGUCCCAACUCUCGUUAGGGUUGCUCUUUGAUUCCUUUGUAUCUUUUAUUGAAUUAAGGUGACAUUGCCUUAAUGAGUAGCGCUUGUGAUAUUUAACAAGAGCUACUUGAGCUUGUGUUGAGAAACACCGUGAUAGGAUACAUUAACAUUAUUACGAAUAUUAUUCUUAAUACUAUCCUCCUCUCUGUUUAUCUGUAACAAUUAUAUUAUAUACCAUUAGAGGAUAUAUAACAAAUACUAAUUAAAAAGAAAACGACGACGUUAAUUGAUUUGGGUUAUAUAGUCUUAUUUUGUAUCUAGAAGAGAAAAGUGAAGACUUUUUUUUUUCUCUGUAGGAGGACAUUUAGCGAAUGGCGGUUUGAACUGAAGAAUUUUGCUAUAUUAUGUGCACAUAUAUAUGUACAUCAGCGUUAUAAAAAAAAAAUCGUUCUACUCUGAUAUGCGUGCGUGCGUGCGUGCGAAACAAAAAACGAAGUGAAAUGUGCAGAUCCAUAUUAAAAUCCUUUGGGUCAAAAAGUAAUCUAGAAACAGACAGUUAGGAUACAUAAUUCGAUCGCAGUCCCUAAUGUUCAGACAAAAUGUAAUAUUUUAUAAAUAUGUUCUCCUUUAUUUUUUAUUUUAAUCCUGUAAGUAGUAGGAUCGCUCCUUGACAGUUCCUCAAAGAAAUAUACAAAAUAAGAAAUCUAUACUGUGAAUUAUUGUAUGACGUUCGUGGUUUUCGAGACCCUAAAUUGUAUACAAUAUAUUAUACAUAUACAUGUAUAGAUAAUCGCUUUGCAAGCCACACUGCAACGAUCCGUUUUCGAAAGAUCAGGUUGAUUUUCCACGGUAUGCUACGUAAAAAACAACUUCUCUUUGAGUAUUUUCAGUAGAGUGCGAAUGAUUUUAAUGCUCCUUCCAUCUCUUGCAGUAAUAUCACUCAAAUAAAUAAGUUAAAGUGAAA